AUGAGGACAAGUUCGGAGCAAGAUUUUCAUGUCUUGUUAAGUCUUGUGGAUUUGAAAGCGCAUCCUACACCAUCAUCUUCUAAAACAGAUGCUGCAACCAUAGAUCAACCAUCACCACUCACACGAUAUUAUGUUGAAGAUGAAGUGGAUGAUUCACAAUAUUUGAUGAAAUUAUUGCAACAACGAAUGAGAAAUCACAAUCGGAGAAACAAUCCUUUUUCAAUGAAUCCUAAAGAUGUGUUUGUAUUUAGUCCAAACUUGAUAAAGGAUAUUAGUAAGAUCAUACACAUGAAAGAAUCUUAUGCUCCAGAUUUAUUUGACGUCAAGAUAUCAUACAAUUCGAAAUGCAUUUUAUUAAGCGAUUUCAACAAUUCAUGUAUUGAGGUAUUUGAUCUUGAAACGAAACAAUACAAAUUUAGGAUUAGCCCAUUACCAAACAGAUAUACUCGAUUUAUGUGUAUCGAGGAGAACUAUGAUGGGCAAAAUAAUGAUGCAUUACUAUUGUGUUGCUCGACUUCUGUGUUCAAAUAUGACUUGAAGCAAUUUUUAUCAAAACAGGAUGAUUCACCGCUCUGUGACCCUAUUUGGAUCAAUGAAGAUUGCUUAUGGGCUCAGGGAAUUGUAAUCUCUUAUUCAAGGAAACAAGUUUUUAUUUGCGAUGCAGAUUCUAACAAAGAUGAGAUUGUUGUUUUAAAGUUGCAGACAGGCCAAUUGAUCCAAAAAUUUAAGGCUGAAAAGCCGUUCGGUAUUGCUUUUUCACCUAUGGAAGACCAUUUAAUUGUCAGUAGUGCUGGUUCAAAGACACCACUAACCAUAUUCCAAGAAAGUGGAAAAACCAAUGACAUUUCUGACUGGACAAUAUUUAAAACCAUUGCAGAAACUGCAGAACGCGAGCUUACAUACAAUUUUGUUCCACUUACUGUGGAUCGUAAUGCAGAACGAUCAUCUUGUGCGACGGUGACGAAAAGCUUCUCAAAAUAUUCUCUUUGGAUACUUUGA
This is a messenger RNA of Naegleria lovaniensis, 999 nucleotides long. RefSeq lists its product as uncharacterized. The transcript has a single exon. The record is from RefSeq and is a predicted model, not a curated record. Bases 1 to 999 code for a protein of 332 amino acids. NCBI's taxonomy places the organism in Eukaryota, Heterolobosea, Eutetramitea, Acrasida, Naegleriidae. Gene Ontology annotation, molecular function: protein binding.